UUUAUAAAAUGAAACAAUUAUUUGUUUACAAAAAAGAUCGCUCAACAAAAUUAAUAAAUUUUAUGGAUGCGAGUGUAAAAGCUCCCCCUCGCGCAAAAUAAUAAUGCAGGGCCCCACUCAGGGCCAACCACGCCACUGCCCUUCCUUCAUGCUGUGAUCAUCUGACCUGUUAACCUCAAUUGAGUGGUGUAAAUAAAUAAAUGUAUCUAUCUGUUCACUGCUCUGUGGGUGUGAAAUAAAAUUACCAACAAAAAUAUUCUUUGGAAUGGAACUGUAUCUCAAAUGCGCGAAAUGCCCAUUUAAGACAAAACUCUCAUCCAAGUUAAGAAGCCACACGACAAUUCACGCAGACGACCAAAAAAGAUUAUUUAUUUGCUCAAGUGGUAGCCUUGAACCUUAUAAGUGUUACAAAUGUGAUACAUUUGAGACACAAUUUUUGUCACAACUGAAACAUCACAUCGCUCAAGGUCACAUUUUGAGACAACACGAGAACAGACGACACAAAUCCAAACUCCAGUUGUGGAGUUGUGAUCAUUGUGAUUAUAAAUGUAAAUUAAAAAGUACAUUGAAAAGACAUAUAGUGUCAAAGCACUCGUUGAUGUGUGAUUUUGAGUACUUUCAAUGUGACCAAUGCCAAUUCAAGGCGGCUUUCAAAAGUAAAUUGGACUAUCACGUGACUAUUAAACAUGGCCUCGAAAGACUCAAGUGCGACCAAUGCGAUUUCGAAACAAAAAACAAACACUACUUACAAAAACAUGUCAUUAUUAAACACACUGAAAAUCCAAAAAUGUUCGAAUGCGACCAAUGCGAUUACAAGUCAAAAUACAAGAACAACUUACAAAAACAUGUCAUUGUUAGACACACUGAAAAUCCAAAUAUGUUCGAAUGCGACCAAUGUGGUUACAAGACAAAAUACAAGCAGGUAUUACAAAGACAUGUCAUUUUUAAACACACUGAAAAUCUAAAAAUGUUUGAAUGUGACCAAUGCGUAUUCAAAACAAAAUACAAGCACGAAUUACAAAAACAUGUCAUUGUUAAACACACUGAAAAUCCAAAAAUGUUCGAAUGCCACCAAUGCGAUUACAAGACAAAAUACAAGAACCACUUACAAAAACAUGUCAUUGUUAAACACACUGAAAAUCCAAGAAUGUUCGAAUGCGACCAAUGCGAUUUCAAAACAAAAUACAAGCAGGAAGUACAAAGACAUGUCAUUGUUAAACACACUGAAAAUCCAGAAAUCUUCAAAUGCGAUCAAUGCGAUUUCAAAACAAAAUACAAGCGACUAUUACCAGGACAUGUCAUUGUUAAACAUACUGAAAAUCCAAGAAGUUUCGAAUGCGACCAAUGCGAUUACAAAACCAAUCAGAAGGACUAUCUCAUGAAACACCAAAAGUAUCAACAUAGCAACGUUCCGUUAUUCCAGUGUCCCAGUUGUGACUUUAAAACGAAAUUCAAAAACAAUUUACUUCAACAUUUGCGUUCACUCCAUUCCACUGAUUCUCAAAAAUCGUAUCAAUGCAACGAAUGUGAUCUGAUUUUCACAACGAAGUUUCAAAAGGAGACACACACAAAAGAAGAACAUUUGAAGAACGCCAAAUUGUACAAAUGUGACCUUUGCGACUUUGAAAGCCAGCGUUUAGGAACCGUCAGAAGGCAUAAAUUGCGUAAACAUUCGGAUAGAUGGUAACACUGCAUUGCACUCAUAAAACAAAAAGGAAGGAAUGUUUGAUCAACCAUCUGAGGGCGCAACAUAAACUUGAGCUUCCGUCUAGUUCAUAAUAGUGAUAUAAAUUAUAAAAAAUAAAGUUUUUUUCUAUUA
Tribolium madens (black flour beetle) is the source of this 1819-nucleotide messenger RNA. RefSeq names its product zinc finger X-chromosomal protein-like. The coding region runs from base 266 to 1687 and encodes 473 amino acids. Gene Ontology annotation, cellular component: nucleus. Gene Ontology annotation, molecular function: RNA polymerase II transcription regulatory region sequence-specific DNA binding; DNA-binding transcription factor activity, RNA polymerase II-specific. Lineage: Eukaryota; Metazoa; Arthropoda; Insecta; Coleoptera; Tenebrionidae. The record is from RefSeq and is a predicted model, not a curated record. The transcript has 2 exons. Gene Ontology annotation, biological process: regulation of transcription by RNA polymerase II.